AUGUCUUUAAAGAAUGGAAGAGCAUGUGGCCCAGAGGGAGUAUAUGCGGAACUCAUAAAAUCUGGAAGCAAAAAACUGUUUAGAAUGUUAACAAACAUAGUUAACCAGUGCUUAAAUGGCCAGCCAGUACCUGAACAGUGGAAAAAAGCAUAUAUCUCCUCUAUAUAUAAAAAGGGAUCAAGGAAGGAUCCCAAUAACUACAGGGGAAUUUCGGUCACCAGCACUAUGAGUCGCCUCUAUGGAAGGAUACUGAGGAACUUAAUUGAAGAGGAAUACUCCAGCUACGAAGAAGAAGAGCAGAAUGGUUUCAGAAGCGGAAGAUCAUGUACAGAUAAUAUCUUUGCAUUGAAACAGAUCAUCGAGAAGAAAUCUGCAAUGAACCAGGAAGUUGACCAGUACAUGGAAGAAGUGAAACCUCUAAUUAUUCAAACUGAUAAUGACAGCAGUGAUGAUGAUUCCGACACCGACACUGACGAUGAAAGUGAUAAAGAAAAUUAG
Sitophilus oryzae (rice weevil) is the source of this 498-nucleotide messenger RNA. RefSeq lists its product as uncharacterized. Lineage: Eukaryota; Metazoa; Arthropoda; Insecta; Coleoptera; Curculionidae. The record is from RefSeq and is a predicted model, not a curated record. The transcript is spliced from 2 exons. Bases 1 to 498 code for a protein of 165 amino acids.